Messenger RNA from Schistosoma rodhaini, 2136 nucleotides. The record is from the annotation of a GenBank genome assembly. Lineage: Eukaryota; Metazoa; Platyhelminthes; Trematoda; Strigeidida; Schistosomatidae.
GAGAAAACAAGUAGCGAGCACAAAUAAAUCGAACGGUUUAUACGAACUCGUGCUAAAAUAUUGGAGUUUGAUGGUCAACAGCCCUGAACUGCCAGGUCAUUUGGCGGUCUGUUUCAAUGUGCCUGGUGUUUGAAGUGGCCACAAAGUCCCUUUAUCUAUAGUGGUUUAUUCGAUAAUUAUCUAUCGUGUCUCAUUAUGUAGGUGCAUCUUGUCUUAUACAGUGUAUUGCCUGACCAUUUUCCUUGCUGAAAAUUCCAGUGGACUUCCAAGCUGGUUUAGUGUAAUACGUAGUAGAAGGCUAUACUUCUUUGCUUACAGUACUCCAAUGUUCAAGAAUUUUACUUCUAGUACUAUCAUACGCAACCUACGAUAAGACAACGUAGAAGCAUUGUCAAGUCAAAUGACUAAGAGAUAAGAGUUAGACUUUCGUAAACGCAUUCAGUUUUAUAUCUUUUGACCGCAAAGCUAUAAUUCAUGGUCGAGCCAAUCAGAAGCGUUUGAGGGAUUUCAAGGUCACGGCGCAAAUUUCAGAACCUGAUGCUCAUGUACGGUCGGUUCACAGUCUACUUCAACGUACUCCCAUAAGAAACUGCGACGCAAUGGGUAAGAAGAAAGGUUAUGGGAAAAGAAGUAGUAGUAGUAGCAGCAGCAGUUCUAGCAGUAGUUCUGGUGGCAGGUACAGGCCUGAACGAAUCGAGAAGCGACGUUUGAAAUACAGAAAAAAAAUGAUGAAAAAAAACCGUUGUAUUUGCGGAUAUUGCCCUCAUGGUGCUCUAGCCUGCGACCAAAACUUUAUGCAAAGAUAUCAGCAUGGGAUGACAGGAGGAUAUGGACCAGGUGGACAAACUAUUGGUGGUUGCAAACAACAUAACCCACUUUACCCUAAUACCAUGACACCACAAAAUCCGCCUGCACAGCCUUUCAACCCCAUGCAACAAGCUCCAAUGAUGCCACAACAACCUGCAGUCUGUCCUAACCCUGGCAUGUUUUCACAGUCAAAUGCAUUCUCUCAACCUGGCGGUUCUCACCAAACAGGUUAUUUUCCGCAGCCAGGAAUGCCACAGCAAAAUUAUGGCCCAGGCCAUUAUGGGAACCAGCCAUAUCCCCCUUAAUUUUCUAAAUCAUUGCAGUACACACAUAUCUGCUAUAACAAGAAAACCAACGAGAUAUUUGCUUGUAACUCUUCUAUUUAGAAACGUAAUUUAAUUUAUUUUAUACUUUUAGAAUUUGCUGUUAUUACUCUGUUAAGGAAAUAAAAGUACUAAAAAGACUAAACAAAUAGUCUUUUUUAAGUAAAUUUAUCAGUGUAUAUAUCACAGAGGUUACUGGUAUGAACAUUUUGCAUGUCAAAUCGGUGUAAUAUAAUCCGAAAUCCUGAUUUUAGGACUGGUACGUCUGGUGAGCUAAACUAAAUGACAUAUUCUUGGUUUUAUUAGCAAUUCUUUACGAAAUGGAGUCACCUCAACAGUCAACACUAAAGCACAUUGAAUAUGUGGUAUGCCUACAUUACAAAGUUUCGCUAGUAUUUUGAAUCUUCUCAAAAAGAAAAUCGAUGAUUCCGCAACUUCACAGCCUUAAUGCUUCAUAAUACUAGUUUACAUUAUCGUUAGAGUUUUUGGAUUAAGACUUCAGCAACUAGUUUAAUAUAGUUUGAUCUGUCAGUUUAUAUGACAGAUGACAUUUCUUAUUGAAGAAUAAGAUUUAGAAUUAACCUUCGCAGUGAUUGUUUUAUUGUGCUCCUGUUAACGAUAUGCCACUCAUCCGUAAACAUUGAGGUAGAUAGAAAUUUUGUAUUGAAUUGGAAAAAUGUGGUCAGCUGACAAGUGAGUUGAUAGUUUUAGUAAGAGACAAAUUCUAGUAGUAGUAAGGAUUGUGUCAGGUAACGCAAAAAUGAAAUAGCUCAUUCAAGAGUUUGAUGGAUAGGGAAGUCAUUCGUUCAUCAUUGUUUAGACUUACUUCGUAAUGUAGAUCUACGAGCUACUGUCGGAAAAAGUAGAUUGAUUGGGUCUUAUCGCGUCGUAAUGUCUGGGGAGCGGCCUUAUGAUCGCUUUCUUGGGUCUGACCAAUUGCCAAGAGACCGGCAACCUGGUUAGUGAUAGACGCACUGACCAACUAUUGAAAUGGCGCUUCGUGGUC